Erythranthe guttata (spotted monkey flower) is the source of this 360-nucleotide messenger RNA. The record is from RefSeq and is a predicted model, not a curated record. Lineage: Eukaryota; Viridiplantae; Streptophyta; Magnoliopsida; Lamiales; Phrymaceae.
AUGCACUUACAGAAAGCGGUGAAAAACGGCCACACGGGCGCUCUGUACGUAACAUGCAUUGUUUUGCUCUUCAGUGGGGACGAAGAACUCAAGCAACAGGGCAUCAAGUUAUUGGGGAACAUGAAAAAGACGAACGGAUUGAAGAGAAGGCUUCGAAUUUGCCGCAAUAAUUUGAAUAGCAUUCUGGAGAUGAUUUGGGUGAAGAACCCGGUUUUGCUGGAGCCGCCGGUUUGCUGUACGGCCCAAGAUCCGCACCACAGGAAAAGGCGAUGGUCUGAAGUAGAGGAAGAUGUCACGUGCGAGGCUUGUGUUGCUGAUCAAGAGAUUAAUUUACUUAGUGGUAGAUACAAUUUUGAUUAA